Molecule: messenger RNA, 1575 nt
Organism: Tilletiaria anomala UBC 951
Lineage: Eukaryota; Fungi; Basidiomycota; Exobasidiomycetes; Georgefischeriales; Tilletiariaceae
Product: putative amino acid permease
Exons: 5
Coding region: 1-1575 (524 amino acids)
Biological process (GO): amino acid transmembrane transport
Cellular component (GO): membrane
Molecular function (GO): amino acid transmembrane transporter activity
Source: RefSeq, a predicted model, not a curated record
AUGCCCACCACCACCGACGAGAGCGGCCUCAAGCGUAACCUCACCCAGAGGCACAUGCAGAUGAUCGCAUUCGGCGGCGCCAUUGGCACGGGUCUCUUCGUUGGCUCUGGAGGCGUCUACACGACCGGCGGCCCUGGCUUUCUGGUUCUUGAUUACAUCCUCGUCGGCAUCAUGUUGUUCUGCGUUGUCAUGUCGCUCGGCGAGCUCGCAUCCGUACUUCCCGUCUCUGGUUCCUUUGCAACGUACAGCACGCGCUUCCUGUCUCCCUCCUGGGGCUUUGCCAUGGGUUGGAACUACUGGAUGCAAUGGUAUAUUACGCUCCCGCUUGAGCUCGUCGCCGCGUCGAUCGUCAUCCGCUUCUGGGACCCAGAGCAGAAGAUCACGCCGGGCGUCUGGAUCAUCAUCUUCAUGAUCGCCAUCGUGAUCAUCAACCUCUUCGGCGUGCGCGGGUACGGCGAGUUCGAAUUUGGCGCCGCUCUCAUCAAGAUCAUGGCUGUCAUUGGAUUCAUCAUUGCUGGGAUAGUCAUUUCGUGUGGAGGUGGCCCAUCGCACGAGUACAUCGGCGCCAAGUUCUGGCACACCGAACAAGGCGCCUUCUUCAACGGAUUCCAAGGCUUUUGCAGCGUAUUCGUCUCCGCAAGCUUUGCCUUCAGCGGCACGGAGCUGAUCGGCCUUGCAGCAGCUGAGACCGCCAACCCACGCAAGGAAGUGCCCAAAGCAGCGAAGCAGAUCUUCGCGCGCAUCCUCAUUUUCUACUGCGUCUCCUUGUUCAUCGUCACGCUCACCGUCGACCCGACAGAUGCGCGCCUGACCGGUGGCAGCUCGAAUUACGAUGCGCGUCAAUCGCCGUUCGUCAUCGCCAUCGACAGAGCGCAGAUCAAGGCGCUGCCGUCCGUCAUCAAUGCUGUCAUCCUCGUCUCGGUCCUGUCAGUGGGCAACUCGUCCGUGUACGCAGGAUCGCGCACGCUCCUCGCGCUCGCACAAGCCGGCCAAGCUCCGCGCAUCUUCAGCUACAUUGACCGACACGGACGGCCUCUCCCCGCGGUGCUGCUCUCGCUCGCUAUCGGGUUCCUCGCCUUCCUCAUAUACAGCACCUCGCAGACUGACGUCUUCAACUGGCUCCUCGGCCUCUCGGGCCUCUCAGUGAUCUUCAGCUGGGCCUCCAUCUCUUUCUGCCACGUCCGCUUCCGCGCCGCGUGGAAGCGCGCCGGUCACACGCUCGAGGAGCUGCCGUGGAAGUCGCCAAUCGGCAUCUUUGGCGCUUGGUACGGCGGUCUGUUCUGCAUCCUCGUCGUGAUACUCCAAAUGAUCAUCGCAGUGUGGCCGAUCGGAAGCGAAGAAAUGACGACGAGCGCCCGCGUGGUGGUCUUUUUCCAGAGCUGUCUCGCACUCCCCGUAGUCAUCCUCUUCUACUGCAUCGGAGAGGCGCUCUGGCACGACGGUUGGAUUCAGGUCGAGGACAUCGACAUCAGCACUGGCCGGCGCGAACCGGUUCCCGUUGACAUUCUCCGGCGCGAGAGGGAAGAGGCCAAGGCCACUCCGAUCUACAAGCAGGUCUGGAGCCUCUUCUUCUGA